Molecule: messenger RNA, 854 nt
Organism: Archocentrus centrarchus (flier cichlid)
Lineage: Eukaryota; Metazoa; Chordata; Actinopteri; Cichliformes; Cichlidae
Gene: pigp
Product: phosphatidylinositol glycan anchor biosynthesis, class P
Exons: 5
Coding region: 181-570 (129 amino acids)
Biological process (GO): GPI anchor biosynthetic process
Cellular component (GO): endoplasmic reticulum
Molecular function (GO): phosphatidylinositol N-acetylglucosaminyltransferase activity
Source: RefSeq, a predicted model, not a curated record
CCUUUGCGGAAGACGUCAUAGUAUUAAUGCAAAAAAAAAAGCACAGUUGGUUUUAAUAAACACAUUAAGCAUAUAUUGUAUUACUUUAGACAGUCAGCAAUCAUAUUAUUCGCGGUACUUAACGUUAAACAUCCGAGCUCAGUUAGCACUGACAGGAAAGUUUCAGUGUAUUUCCAGAUCAUGUUGGAAAACUCUCCAUCUCCUCUGCCAGAGAGGGCCAUUUAUGGUUUUGUUCUCUUCCUCGGCUCACAGUUUGGCCUCUUUCUGUAUUGCUUAUGGGCUUUUGUACCCGAGGAGUGGCUUCAUUCAAUAGGGCUCACGUACUGGCCUCAGAAGUAUUGGGCUCUUGCCAUGCCAAUCUAUUUGCUGGUGGCAAUAACGAUCUGUGGCAUUAUGUUAUUCGGAGUGAACAUGAACAACACGGCACCACUUGACUCUGUGGACAACAUCACAGAUGUGUACGCGCAAGGCCAGAGCACUGAAUCCUGUCAUAAUGGAGGAAUACCUCGACUGAAGGAUGUGUCCAUUAGUGAAGUCAACAAAAUGUUCUAUUUAUCACCCAGUAUGUAAGAAAUACAAUCUGAUAUUGCUGUGGACAGAGUAGAAGUAAAGCUGCUAGGGUUUUAUUGUGUUGUUACUGUUUGUCUUUUGUUUUAUAAAAAAGAUGCUUUAUGCCUUAUUUAUAAGAAGAUACAGUCUGACUUUUUUUUAUGCCUUAAGCGUCUAUAUAACGGUUAAUCAGUGAUGGUGAUGUGUCAGAAUACAGUAGUCAGAGCAAGAUGUACAUUGGAUGAAAAAGUGAGCAUAUGGCUUUACUGUCUGUGUUAAAUUACAGAAUGUUUAUAUUUAUUACU